AUGAAGUCAUUAACCCUCCUUACCACUUCCCUCCUCCUCACCACCACCCUCUCCGCUCCCGCAACCCCAUCUCAAUCAGAAGACGAAUACAUCGUCCUCCUAGCCUCUGAUAACAAAGACUCCUGGUCUUCAAUCUUCUCCUCAAUGGGUUACAACCGUACAACCCGUCACGUUUCUGCCCACAAUACCUACGGCGUGCGUACCCUCGGUGCCACAUUCCUCACAAGCCACGGGAUCAACAUCCAAACCUUCGGCAAUGGUGAAAAUUUUCGAGGGUUUACGAUGAAGAUGCCAAGAACGCAUAGUGUUAAUGUCGCUGGGAUGGAAGGGAUAGCGAUUGUGGAGAAGAACCAUAGGAGAGGGAAACAGAUGCCUAAAGUUUCUUUGACGCAUUCCGUACGGAAUAUUAAACAUUCUCCACCUUCUUCUUCCUCUCCUUCUUCAUAUUCUUCUCAGGGAGUUUAUAGAAGAUAUCUUCACCGUAGACAACAGCAACCGGCUACGAACCCGAAUUCUACGACAGGGUUUACGACGGAAUUAAUCCAACAAUCUACCGCACCAUGGGGUCUUCAACGAAUCUCUUCUCAACCCCCAAUACCCGCGGAUGGUCGUAACAUCACGGAAUUAACUUACAAACACCGUUUCGACCGAACCGCAGGAACAGGGGUUGACAUCUACAUCGUUGACUCCGGUAUCAAAAUUGACCAUUCCGACUUCAACGGUCGUGCCAAAGUUCUAUUUUCCGCGUUUAACGACAGCGGAGAUGAUAAAGACGGUCACGGAACGCAUGUUGCAGGAACAGCGGGGAGUUUACAUUACGGAGUUGCCAAAAACUCGAAUUUGUGGGGGGUUAAGGUGUUGGAUGAUAAUGGUGGUGGGAGUGAUUCUGGGAUCGCGGCAGGUAUUGACGCUGUUUUGGCGGCGCAUAAUAAAAGGAAAGGAGAAAAAGAGUUUGCGGGGUCGGUGAUUAAUAUGUCACUUGGUGCGCCCGAGACUUCACAGAUUAUAUUUACGGCUAUUAAACGGGCUGUGGAAGCUGGUAUUCAUUUUACGAUCGCACCUGGGAAUGAUAAUAAGGAUUCUUGUACAGAUUUCCCGGCGGGGUUUGUUACACAAUUACCAUCGUUGAUAACGGUUGGAGCAACGGAUAUUGAUGAUAAUCGCGCGGAUUUUUCUGAUUUUGGAAAAUGCGUGGAUAUUCAUGCUCCAGGGGUUAUGAUUGUUAGUACUACUAAUGAUGGGAAUAUUGCGGAUAAAGAUGGGACUUCGAUGGCUACGCCUGCUGUUGCUGGUGUUGUUGCGGAUCUGUUGGCGCAGAAUGAACGGUUUAAGUUGGAUCCGAUGGGGAUGAAGAAGUUUUUGCUGGAGAGGUCGUUGAAGGGGGUUAUUAAGUUGAAGGCUGGGGAUAGGGCUACUGAUGGGGGUACUGAGAGGGUGUUGUUGAAUACUGGUGUCGGGGGCGUUCCGAAGUAG
This is a messenger RNA of Orbilia oligospora ATCC 24927, 1473 nucleotides long. RefSeq lists its product as uncharacterized. Gene Ontology annotation, biological process: proteolysis. The coding region runs from base 1 to 1473 and encodes 490 amino acids. Gene Ontology annotation, molecular function: serine-type endopeptidase activity. The transcript has a single exon. The record is from RefSeq and is a predicted model, not a curated record. NCBI's taxonomy places the organism in Eukaryota, Fungi, Ascomycota, Orbiliomycetes, Orbiliales, Orbiliaceae.